Messenger RNA from Pleurotus ostreatus (oyster mushroom), 1728 nucleotides. RefSeq lists its product as uncharacterized. The coding region runs from base 1 to 1728 and encodes 575 amino acids. Gene Ontology annotation, cellular component: plasma membrane. Gene Ontology annotation, molecular function: purine nucleobase transmembrane transporter activity. The record is from RefSeq and is a predicted model, not a curated record. Gene Ontology annotation, biological process: transmembrane transport. The transcript is spliced from 15 exons. Lineage: Eukaryota; Fungi; Basidiomycota; Agaricomycetes; Agaricales; Pleurotaceae.
AUGGUCAACUUCUUCGACCUUCUCAACGCCCACGUGGCGGACUCCUUCGUUGGAAGAUGGUUUCAUUUGGAGGGUUCAGGUCACCCUAAAGAACGUGUUGGGUCCAGAUUUUUGACCGAACUUCGUGCCGGAGUAACCACUUGGGCCUCUAUGGCUUAUAUUAUCUCGGUCAAUGCUGCAAUCCUGUCAGAUUCAGGGGGCACUUGCGAAUGCAACCUUCCUGAUCUCUGUGUGACCGACGAGACAUAUCUUUCCUGUGUGGCCGAAGUGCGCUUGGACCUGAUCACGACUACGGCCGCUAUCGCGGCACUGUCAUCUUUCCUCAUGGGCUUAUUGGCAAAUCUUCCAGUGGGGAUGGCGCCUGGAUUGGGUCUCAAUGCCUACUUCGCCUACUCCGUCGUUGGCUUUCACGGAGGUGGUAUCAUCACUUACAAAGAAGCGCUUUCAGCCGUGUUCUUGGAGGGUUGGAUUUUCUUCUUCCUAUCGCUUAUUGGGUUGCGACAAUGGCUUGUCCGCAUAAUGCCUCAAUCCCUUGUACUCGCCGUCGGCGCUGGAAUUGGUCUUUUUAUUGCUUUUAUUGGUCUAUCUUCUAGUGGACUAAGUGUUAUCGGAGGAGACACAACGAACUUCGUCGGGCUCGGAGGCUGCAAACCUGAAGAUUUCUUGCCUGAUCUUCCUAACUAUUGCGCCGCCGGUCCCCUCCAGAGUCCCACAAUGUGGCUAGGUAUAUUCGUCGGAGGCAUCUUUACGGUUCUCCUCAUGAUGUACCGAAUUCGUGGCGCUAUCCUGAUUGGCAUCUUUUUGACUGCCAUCAUCUCCUGGCCGCGCCCUACUGUUGUUACAUACUUCCCCCAUACCCCUGCCGGUGACGCGCUGUUCGACUACUUCAAAAAGGUCGUCACCUGGCACCCGAUCACCCGGACAUUGAAUGUCCUUGACUUCAACUAUGGCAACGGCCAGGUUUGGUAUGCACUCGUUACAUUCCUUUAUGUUGACAUUCUCGAUACAACCGGUACCCUGUACUCCAUGGCCAAAUUCGCUGGCCUCCGCGAUCCUGUCACGCUGGACUUCGAAAACUCCACGAUCGCUUACUGUGUGGACGCCUUCUGUAUCAGCAUCGGCUCCCUUUUGGGAACCAGUCCCGUCACCGCAUUCAUCGAGAGUGCCACUGGUAUCAGCGACGGCGGCAAGACAGGAUUAACUGCCAUGAUGACUGGUAUCAUGUUCUUUAUCUCCGUCUUCUUCGCGCCAAUCUUUGCGUCCAUCCCGCCAUGGGCGACAGGUGGUGCAUUGGUGAUUGUCGGUUCUCUGAUGAUUCGCAAUGUGCGAGAGAUUAACUGGGAUUACUACGGCGAUGCGGUUCCUGCCUUCCUGACUUUGAUUGUCAUCCCCUUGACUUACAACAUUGCAUAUGGUGUCAUUGCUGGCAUCCUGUCUUACAUAGUUCUCAACGGCAUUCCGUUAGCCCUCAAGAAGAUCUCCGGUGGUCGUAUUGUUCCCCCUAACUACGAUACCGCAGAAGAGUGGUCUCCUCCCACUGGCUCGCUCAUUCCAAUCUGGAUCUUGAAGAUAAUGGGUCGCGAACCCCCCAGAUACGACGACGAUGUUGUCAUGGAAGAACACCCUGGACAACAACGAAAUUCGUCGGCGACCUCCUCCGCUGAUCAACAUAACGAGCCAAAGAGCCGCAGCAUGCUCGAGCUAGAGAAGGACCCUAGGGUCAUAUAA